Molecule: messenger RNA, 948 nt
Organism: Emiliania huxleyi CCMP1516
Lineage: Eukaryota; Haptophyta; Isochrysidales; Noelaerhabdaceae
Exons: 1
Source: RefSeq, a predicted model, not a curated record
GGCAGUUCGAGAGUCGCCUCGGCUGACUCGCUCGUCGCGCGCUCGACUCCGGUAGCCUCCGCGGACUCGCCCGUCGUUCCUCACGAGGCGCUUUUCUCGACGCCAGCGGCGGAGGCAACCACACUCACGUCCAAGGCGAAGAGGCUCGACGGCUUGGCGAGUUCCUCGACAACGCUGUGGUAUACAGGUAAGCAGCUCAUGUGGAGCUACAAGCGGAGCAUGGUCGUGCUAAACAAGGACGGGAUGGUGACCACAUUCAAAGACGGGAGCGGCAACGUCAUCGCCCUCCUCAAGCAUGGCGACGUGGCCUCCUACCGCCGCGGGACCGGCCACGCCAUCCUGUACGCACCACGGCCACCCGCUGGCGCAAGUGCGCACGCCAGUGUGGAGGGCUUGCACGCCGCGUACGAGAUCAGGCUCCCCGAUGACGUCCUGGAGGCCUACCCGGUCAAGCAGGGCCCUGGUGGUGUCAUGACCAGCCAAGGCAUGCAGAAGGGUGGCCUUGGCUUCUUCGCCGCCGGCGCCGCCGGCGCGUUCAGCGCGACGAGCACGUACCGGUUCGUGGGCGAGAGGGACGGCCUCACGCGUAACAAGUGGAUCAUGCUGAACGCGAAGGGAGACUCGAUCGGCACGUACGAAGACAAGACCAAGAAGGUCAUUGUGGCUGCAGCUGGCGUCGACGCGGUGUUGCUCGUCGUCUUCGCAUCCGUCGUCUUUGACUACGUCGCGACGAUGUGUGAGGACGUCGGCUAAUCCAGGUCAGCAGGGAGGCCGCGAACCGGCUGCGAACCGCCUGCGCGGCUCCCCGCUUGUUAUCAGCCCGCGGACCUUGCUCUUCACCGUUCACGGCUAGCUGGAGGGCGGUCGUGUCGCGUGUGUGCUUUUGACAUAGAGUGCUGAGUGGCAUGAUGCAAUGGUACGUACGUUGAUGAAAAUUUAAUCCUUUUC